AUGCAAAAGCCUAGUGGAACAGCUGCAUGCGCAUCAUGCAAACAUCAAAGGAAGAAGUGCACAGAAAAGUGCGUAUUAGCUCCUUAUUUCCCAGCUGAAAACAUUCGAGAAUUCAAGGCGGUACAUAAGGUGUUUGGGGUCAGUAACAUCGUAAAAAUAGUGAAAAAUCUAAAGGAAGAUGUUCGGAGAAGGGCUGUUGAAUCGCUCAUAUGGGAAGCGUUUUGCAGGCAAAAAGACCCGGUUUUAGGCCCGUAUGGAGAGUACAAAAGGGUUCAUGAGGAACUCAAGUUGUACAAAAGCCAAUAUCAACAAAUUCUACAAGUUCAUAGCCAAGGAAGUAAUAACAAUAUUAAUAAUAAUGGCAUGGUGUAUGAAGCAACAACACAAGGGUUGAUUAAUGGAUGGAAUAUUAAUACUAAGAGGAACGAUAAUUCGUCGUCAUUAUAUAUAAAUCAUGAUAAUUCAACAGUGGAAUCUGGGUCGUCUUAUAACAAUAAGAUUAUUAAUCCUUUACAUCAUGUCCAGAAUAUUGAAAAAUUAAGGACUGAAAGUAGUAAUGGUUCUAUAGUUAUUGUGCCUCAACAACAGGCCUAUAAUGAAUUCAACCAACAAUAUUUUCUUGCAGGUCAGUAUAAUCCAAUUGAUUCCAAGCCAGGGGAAAGUAUGCUGUGGGAAGACAACUCCUGA
This is a messenger RNA of Lycium barbarum (goji berry), 687 nucleotides long. Its product is annotated as LOB domain-containing protein 2. The transcript has 2 exons. NCBI's taxonomy places the organism in Eukaryota, Viridiplantae, Streptophyta, Magnoliopsida, Solanales, Solanaceae. Bases 1 to 687 code for a protein of 228 amino acids. The record is from RefSeq and is a predicted model, not a curated record.